Molecule: messenger RNA, 526 nt
Organism: Gambusia affinis (western mosquitofish)
Lineage: Eukaryota; Metazoa; Chordata; Actinopteri; Cyprinodontiformes; Poeciliidae
Product: collagen alpha-3(VI) chain-like
Exons: 2
Coding region: 92-526 (144 amino acids)
Source: RefSeq, a predicted model, not a curated record
GCUGCAGAAGUUAUCAUAUGAGCCUACUUAUGCGCUAUCAGUCUCUGAAUUCACCGACCUCCCUAGUGUCCAAGCACAACUCUCCUCUGUCAUGAGCACAGCACUGGCAAGGGUUACACCUUUGCCACCUACAGUGACGGUGGUGAGACAGCAGCCAGCAGGAAGGGAUGUGGUGUUCUUGCUGGAUGGAUCUGACGGCACCAGAACUGGCUUCCCAGCAAUGCGAGACUUUGUCCAAAGGGUAGUAGAGACACUCAGUGUAGAUGACAACAAAGACCGUGUCUCAGUGGUUCAGUACAGCAGGGAUCCAGCUGUCCAGUUCUAUUUGAACACGUACACGACAAAAGGCCAGAUCCUUGAUGCCGUCAGGGGUUUGAGGCACAAAGGCGGAAGACCCCUCAAUACGGGAGCAGCGCUCCAGUACUUGAGGAUAACGUUUUCACUUCCUCUGCCGGAAGCAGGCGGCGGAAGGAGUUCCACAAGUCCUAGUGUUGCUAAGCGGCGGAAAAUCAUUCGGCGUUGUUGA